AUGUCGAGUAAUGAUAAUCAACCUGAAAUGAGCAAAUAUGAAAGCUGUUAUCGAAUGAUAGCUACAUUAACUGAUGAAAAUCAUCUUUUAUCAACUAUACCAUCAACAUCUGUACGAAGAGCACUAACAACUCAAUCAUCUGAUAAAAAAGAAAUUGAACAAAUUGAUAUAAUUCAAAAUCAUACAACACAUUCUGAUAAAAUAACUAAAUAUCGUGAAGAAUAUGAUGAAAAAAUUCAAGAAUUGGAAUCACGUAUUAAAGCAAUUGAAGAAUGGAAAGCAACACAUGAAGCAGGUGAAGUACAAAAAACCACGGAAAUACAAAAAAAUGAAGUUAAUAAAGAUCUUUUCUCACAUAAACUUGAAAAUAAAACAUUACAUACAAAAGAUACUGAUGAACAAGAUGACCAUGAUGAUCAUUCAAGUCGUCUUAUUGAAGAGCAACACCGAAAUUUAAAUAAUGAUUCGUACAUCUUGUACGAUAAAAAACAAGCUGAACAAAUCGAAUUAUUAAAUUCGACAAUUAUUGAACGUGAUCGAAAAAUGGUAGGAUUAUAUGAUAAUCAAGUAAAACAUCUUAAUGAACAAGUAGAAAAAACAGAAUCGAAAUUGGAAUUAAAAUCAGCUGAAUGUUUACAACAACGUGAUUUAUUUAUUGCAGAAAAAAGAGAAUUACAAAAUGAAAUCGAAGCAAAUAAAGAAAAUGUUUUACAAUUUGAAGAACGUGAACGAAAAUUAAUAAAUGAAAUAGAACGAUUACGUAUACAAUUAUUAAAAAUGAACCAAUCUUAUACAACACGUUUACAUGAUUCUGAAGAACAAGCAAGAUCUUUAAGAGUCCGAGUAUCACGACAACAAGAUGAACUUGAGGAACGGGCAAUAGUUAUUGAACAAUUUCUUGCAGAUGGAGAUCGACCAAAAAAAUUAAUGUCAGUUAAUUUGGCUACAUUAACACAUCAAUAUCAAAAACUUGAAGAAACCAACAUAAACUUGACUAAUCAAUUAGUUUAUGAAAAGAAACUUUCACAAGGUUUAAUGUGCUUCUUAGACACAAAUUUAAUAGCACGUGAACAAGCUUUAACAACAACUCAAGCAACAACUGCUAAUCCAUUACCAUCUAAUAUUCAUAAUUUAGGUCAACAACUUCAACCACCUAAAAAUAUUUCAUAUUAUUCACAAUUAAUAACUGAUGCAUAUAUUGCCAAACAACUUGUUAGAGAUUGUAUAUUGUCAUAUUUUCGUGCACCGCUUCAUCAAAAACAAGAAGUUAUAACAUCAUUAAGUGAAUUAGUUGGCUUUACACAAGAUGAAUAUGAAGCUGCACUUAAUAGCCAACUAACUAAUACUAAUAAUAAUGGAAAAAAAAGAACCAGUUGGUUAAAACGUUUGCUUAGUCGUAAUACAUCACCAAGUAUUAAUUUAACUAAAACAAGAGAAGGUAUUAUUCCUGAACAUCAUCAAUUAGCCAUUCGAAAUGAUCAAGAAUUAAAUAAAUUACGUGAAGAUGUACCUAUGGCUCAAGGUGGUGUAUUACCUCAUAUUCAUGGAAAACUUUUACCAAAAGAAAAUAAUGGUGAAGAAGAUAGUGCUGGUAGUAUGGAAUCACAACGUGAUACUCAACCUGCUCAUAUGAUGAUGAUACAAUUAGGUGAACCAAUGGCUAAUAAUGAUAUGAAAAUGAAAAGUAUACCACCAGCAAAAAAAAGUCUUGGUCCACCAAUAUCUCAAAAAAAAUCAAAUAAACCAAAACAACCAAUGCAACAACAAAAUAGUAUGAACAAUGACGAUGAUGAUAAAUCAGAUGAAGACGAUGACGAUGAAUCAGAUGAAGGUGAUGAUAUGACCACCAAUCCUAAUAUCGUAACCAGUUCAAGUGCAUUAGCAACAACAACCGCUAUGGAUACAACAGUUGAUGAUAAUGAAGCUGUAGACUAA
This is a messenger RNA of Rotaria sordida, 1935 nucleotides long. The record is from the annotation of a GenBank genome assembly. Lineage: Eukaryota; Metazoa; Rotifera; Eurotatoria; Philodinida; Philodinidae.